AUGGAUGAAGCGCCAGUAUCGGAACCACGAAGCGUUAUUGAGCAGCCGAGCUAUUUCUGCUACAAAGCUUAUAUUAAGGGAGCCGGUUAUGCAAUGUUUAUCGUAUAUUCGGCAUUAGGAAUCAAACGAAUACAUGAGCAUAUCAAGCAGUACUUUCUGGUAGAACGAUGCGUAUCAUGUCGAGUUUACGGAGUAAGCAAUGUUGAGUUGAUUUCCUAUAUCACAUUUUGGUCAAUUGAUCUGGCCAUAGAUGUGCAACAACUACCGGAAGAUCUGUUUGAUAUGGUUGUUUGGAAACGAUGUAUAUGGGCCGGUGCAUUAUUUGUGGCCAACAUCUAUGCAUUCUUGCUUACAUGUGUUGUGCUGCAGCUAGUCUAUUAUCAACAUUGUAUAGUUAUCGAAGAACAAAUUCUUCGAGAACAACGUCAAGCAUUGAACGACCGAGAGCGAUUUCGUAAUUUGCGGCGCCAGAGGAUGCGAUUCAAUCAGCGUCUCAAUGCUAUACCAGUAGCAGAUGUGCAUAUUCAAAAUAUCGAAAUUGUUUGA
Gongylonema pulchrum is the source of this 546-nucleotide messenger RNA. Lineage: Eukaryota; Metazoa; Nematoda; Chromadorea; Rhabditida; Gongylonematidae. The record is from the annotation of a GenBank genome assembly.